Messenger RNA from Danio rerio (zebrafish), 2418 nucleotides. RefSeq names its product cathepsin D (gene ctsd). Lineage: Eukaryota; Metazoa; Chordata; Actinopteri; Cypriniformes; Danionidae. The record is from RefSeq and is marked validated. Gene Ontology annotation, biological process: membrane protein proteolysis; proteolysis. Gene Ontology annotation, molecular function: endopeptidase activity; aspartic-type endopeptidase activity. Gene Ontology annotation, cellular component: lamellar body; lysosome; extracellular region.
ACUGCGCAGAAUGCAGCGCAGCCUUGACGCUCGUCAACGCGCCGUCACAUGACUGUGAGCAAAAGUUGCUCGGCAGCAGCACAUUGUGUCAGCUGACUGUGGCUGUUUGUCCUACAUAUUAGACCGCACAACAAUAACAUCCCCACAGCGAUACUGCUCUCAUUAUCGUUAACUGGUCCUGAGGGCUCGCCAACAUGAGAAUCGCCUUUUUGCUGCUCGUUGUUGCCUUUUUCUGCACGUCCGACGCGAUUGUCCGGAUACCACUAAAGAAGUUUCGAACCCUCAGACGAACACUAAGUGACUCUGGCAGAUCAUUAGAGGAGCUUGUGUCUAGUUCUAAUUCCCUGAAAUACAACCUGGGCUUCCCAGCUAGUAAUGAUCCUACUCCAGAAACACUCAAAAACUACCUAGAUGCUCAGUAUUAUGGCGAGAUCGGUCUUGGCACUCCUGUCCAGACCUUCACUGUGGUGUUUGACACUGGAUCCUCCAACCUGUGGGUACCUUCAGUCCACUGUUCCCUGACUGACAUCGCCUGCUUGCUUCAUCACAAGUACAAUGGGGGCAAAUCAAGCACCUAUGUGAAGAAUGGGACUCAAUUUGCCAUCCAGUAUGGAUCAGGAAGUUUGUCCGGGUAUCUCAGCCAGGACACCUGCACGAUUGGAGAUAUUGCAGUUGAAAAGCAGAUAUUUGGAGAAGCUAUCAAGCAGCCAGGAGUGGCCUUCAUUGCUGCCAAGUUUGACGGUAUUCUCGGGAUGGCCUAUCCUCGCAUCGCUGUCGAUGGGGUUCCUCCUGUUUUCGACAUGAUGAUGAGCCAGAAGAAAGUGGAGAAAAAUGUUUUCUCUUUCUAUCUUAACAGAAACCCUGACACUCAGCCUGGUGGUGAGCUGCUACUGGGAGGAACAGACCCCAAAUAUUACACUGGAGAUUUCAACUAUGUGGACAUCAGCAGACAGGCCUAUUGGCAGAUUCACAUGGAUGGCAUGAGCAUCGGCAGUGGACUAUCUCUGUGUAAAGGAGGAUGUGAAGCCAUUGUGGACACUGGGACGUCUCUGAUCACUGGCCCAGCUGCUGAAGUCAAAGCCCUGCAGAAGGCUAUUGGAGCCAUCCCUCUGAUGCAGGGAGAGUACAUGGUAGACUGUAAGAAAGUGCCGACGCUCCCCACCAUCUCCUUCUCCCUGGGUGGAAAGGUCUACUCGCUGACUGGAGAACAGUACAUACUCAAGGAAAGCCAGGGUGGACACGACAUCUGCCUGAGUGGAUUCAUGGGUCUGGAUAUCCCACCGCCUGCCGGACCGCUGUGGAUUCUGGGUGAUGUUUUCAUUGGCCAGUACUACACUGUGUUUGACAGGGAGAAUAACAGAGUGGGCUUCGCUAAGGCCAAAUCAGUCUAACAUUUAACACUUGAGACCUCAGUGUCAUGAGAGUAAGGAGAAAAGUAGGACAUCUGUCAAUAUCGUCUCUGCGUCAGUGACGGAGUUUAGCAUUAUGAUGAUCCAUGUCUUUGCACUGCUGUUAGCUUUUAAAAGUUUUCGUUUUAAAGAGGCACAUGGAGAAGAAAUGAUUCAGGGAAAAGUCAAACCGAUGACAAGUUACACUCAUUUGCUUUUUAGUUCAGGCUUGUUUGAAUAUCUGUGAUUGCAAUGCAAGGUUUUAACAUUUUUAUUUGAAAAUUGUCAUGUCCUUGAUUUUUACACACUACCUGUUUUAAGAUUUUUAUUGUGGAAUGACUUCUAAUGACUGAUCAAAUCAAAACGGGGAAUAAAGCUGUUAUAAACUCAACUGUGCUGUUAAAUUUAUACAUAUAUUUUUUAUUGUUUUGUUUAUUUGGACAUAUGUGAAGUUUAUUUAUAAAUUUCGAGAGGAUCGCUUGCUCAUGAAUGAUCACAGCUGGUCCAGCAUUAGCCAAUUCAUGAUUCACCAAUCAGAUGAUCCCCAAGUCUCCAUAAAUAACCCAAGUUCCAUACCGUAGUCAUCUUUGUUUUGAAGAAUCCCCUCCUGGGUUUCCUGGUUUGCUCCCACCAUCCAAAAACAUGCAACUUAAGGUAUUUAACUAAUCUAAAUUGUCACUAUAGAUAUGCUCCUAGAAAGAAGUUAUCUCUUCAUAGCAAUCUCUAAUUGCUCAUUAGCUACAAACAGCAGGGGAAUUCUUGAGAUCUACCCGAGCUCAAUCUCCCCUCUCACCCUGCAAAUGGGAGAGAGGCCCAGGUUUGAGGAUGAGCUCAGGGCUCUCUCCUGGGACAGCAUGCCAAACACACUUUAUAAUCUAUCAUCAGCUAAGGGUGAACUCUUGAAAGCAUGUUAUAUUAGGUCAUCAUUAAUCGUCAUAUUAUUUGAUAUGUUUACUUGUGUUAUUAUUAUUAUUAUUAUUUUUUUUUUUUUUAAAUAAAUGAUCAAACCCUCAGGUAGUUAAAAAAAUCA